UUCUUCCCUUCGCCUUCUUGUUCCCUUCUAUUCCACAGUUAGAACUUUAGGAAUAUAAGCAGUGUGAUGAAGCUGACAUGCCUGCGGCUGCUCAUGGUGUCCGUCCUGGCUACUCUCCUCACGAUGUCAUCUGCAGAUCUGCAGUACGACUUCUACAACUCGUCGUGCCCAAACGCCGAGACAACGAUCAGGAAUGUCGUCUAUAGCCAGAUCGACGCCAACCCUAGUGUCGCUGCAGCCUUAAUUCGCCUGCUGUUCCAUGAUUGCUUUGUCAGGGGCUGCGACGCCUCCAUACUCCUGGACCCCUCCAGUGCCAACCCAUCGCCGGAGAAGUCAGUCAUCCCCCUAGCCCAAGCCGGGUAUCAGGCCGUGGACCAGAUCAAGGCGGCUGUCGAGGCCGUGUGCCCCGGGAAGGUCUCCUGCGCCGACAUCAUCGCCUUCGCCGCCCGCGACUCGGUCAACAAAUCCGCCGGCUUCUCCUACGCCGUCCCCGCAGGCAGGCGCGACGGCAGCGUGUCCACGGAUUUCUCCCUCCUCACCAACAUGCCGUCUCCUUCCUUCGGCAUCGCGGAUCUCGUGGGAAGUUUCAAGCGCAAGAACCUCGACGUGGACGACCUCGUGACACUCUCCGGGGCGCACACCAUUGGCGUGUCGCACUGCUCCAGCUUCACUAACCGGUUGUACCCGAGCGUGGACCCGGCCAUGGACGCCGGCUACGCGGCGGACCUGAAGGUCCCGUGUCCGGCGCCGCCGGGGCGCGGCGUGCCGGACAACCUGGUGAACAACAGCGCGGUGAUCACGACGCCCAUGACGUUUGACAACCAGUUCUACAAGAACGCGCUCGCCAGGCGAGUGCUCUUCACGUCGGACGCGGCGCUGAUGACCCGCAACGACACGGUGGCGAAGGUGACGGAGAACGCUGCCGACCUGGCGGCGUGGAAAGUGCGGUUCGCGGCGUCCAUGGUUAAGAUGGGGAACAUCGAGGUGCUCACGGGGACGCAGGGACAGGUCCGGAAGUACUGCCGCGCCAUAGGCAGCUAAUUAAAACAUUACUGUGCACGAAUUAAUAUACGCGAGGCAAAGCCUGGUCUACCUUUUGCUGAUAAUAUUUUUGUAUGUCUUUUGCUGAUAAUGUUUUUUUAUACAUUUCAUUCUACCACUGCCGGAAAACCUCCUGUUGCCGGAGGCUCCUGUCUUUGCUGGAGUUAAAGUUACUGUAAUAUCUUUUUUAGUUUUGUUUUCAGGAACUGUAAUAUCUCCGGUUAAAUGACUUUUUUUUAGAGGAA
Molecule: messenger RNA, 1286 nt
Organism: Brachypodium distachyon (stiff brome)
Lineage: Eukaryota; Viridiplantae; Streptophyta; Magnoliopsida; Poales; Poaceae
Product: peroxidase 2
Exons: 2
Coding region: 67-1041 (324 amino acids)
Biological process (GO): hydrogen peroxide catabolic process; response to oxidative stress
Cellular component (GO): plant-type cell wall; plasmodesma
Molecular function (GO): heme binding; peroxidase activity
Source: RefSeq, a predicted model, not a curated record